AUCAUCCGCCAUCUGUAGUAGCGUAGGUAAAUAUAGUAGAUCUAUUUCGUGGUAGGCCUGGAAGAGAUCACAACAACAUGGAUAACAGGUUGAUCACAAUUCCGUAUAAGGAGAAGUCAGUAGAGGCAUGUGUUAACAUACCGGACGUGACGAAAAAUACCGGAUACGGCGUCAUUCUGACUCAUGGUGCUGGCGGAGAUAUGCAUUUUUUGCAGCUGACAUUACUGGCGGAGUUUCUCUCUUCCAGAGGUGUAAUGGUUGUACGGUUCACGUGUAAGGGUCUCAACCUCGCUUACAGGGUUAAAGUAUACUUGCAUGUUGUGGAAUAUGUUAUUGCACAUUACAAGGACACCAACAGAUAUUUUGUUGCAGGAAGAUCCAUGGGGGCAAGAGCAGCUAUAGGUGUAGCAAAUAAUGUUAAAGGAACUACGCUUGAUCGGACUGUAGCAGGAGUUAUUGCCCUUUCCUAUCCACUUCACACGCAAGGCAAUAAAUCAGCUCUACGAGAUGGACCCCUGUAUGAGUUAAACAAACCCGUAUGUUUUAUAGGCGGAACAGAAGACGAGAUGUGUGAACAAAGUUUGUUUGAAAAUGUCCUUAGAAAUGUUGACAGAUAUGAAGUAAAAUGGAUACAAGGAGCUAACCAUGCACUUAAGGUGAAAGGAAGCAAUGAAGAGGACGUGAUUGCAGAUGUCGGGAACUUUAUUUUUGACUGGUGUAAUAUCAAAUGUUCAGAUAAUGAUGAUAUCGCCAACUCAGAGAACGGCAAAGAAACAAAGCAAAUAGCGAAGAACUCGAAGAGGAAAUCAGAGGGAAAGAACGAGAUCAGUAGGAAGCGUACUAAAACUAAACACAAGUGAAAAAUUCCUCCCGUUCGCAUCUUAAUUACUGACAGAUGCAGUACUAGCAAUGCAUGUUUUUAUGUAGAAAUAUCAAAUGAUUGCUAAUUUAGUUCGAUAUAGAUAUAACUUAUAUAUAAGAUCAUUUCAUUAAGGAUGUAUCGUAAAGCUGCGCGCUUUCGUGAUAAAAGGGCGUCCAAGUGAGAAAGAUGAUUGUUUAGUGAACAGAAGGGCUGUUUUUUUUAGAUAUUUAAAACUACAUUGUAACUGAUACUGAAAUAGCAAGUAUCAAUAAAGCAGCUGACUGAA
Molecule: messenger RNA, 1148 nt
Organism: Mercenaria mercenaria
Lineage: Eukaryota; Metazoa; Mollusca; Bivalvia; Venerida; Veneridae
Product: testis-expressed protein 30-like
Exons: 6
Coding region: 78-860 (260 amino acids)
Source: RefSeq, a predicted model, not a curated record